Messenger RNA from Alternaria burnsii, 1239 nucleotides. RefSeq lists its product as uncharacterized. The transcript has a single exon. Bases 1 to 1239 code for a protein of 412 amino acids. The record is from RefSeq and is a predicted model, not a curated record. NCBI's taxonomy places the organism in Eukaryota, Fungi, Ascomycota, Dothideomycetes, Pleosporales, Pleosporaceae.
AUGGGCAGAGCAUCCGACCCUCCACCCAGCUACCGCGACGACCCAGAAGCUGUCUCCCUCCAUACCACCCCCGACGACUACACUUACGAUGAUGCUCCCGAGAUCUCCGCUCUCCCUCCCUCUUACACUGACAGCGAGGCCGGAAACAGCACCACCAUCACACCAGACAUUCCCAUCCGCCAUGUCCCACCCCCAACUACACGAACCAACCACAACAGUCCGUCUUUCAAGCACGGCAAACCCGUCGUAACCUCCACCAUCAACGUCCUAGAACCCCAGUACGACACAAACCCCUCCGAACUCGAAUCUGCCGUCCGCUCCUUCGCAAAGGUCGCCCCAGUCCCUCUCGUCUAUAUAAUGGGUACGCACCGCGAGACAGUCAAGAAGGGCGAUAAGAAGGAGACCCAGCACAUCACCGACUUCCGGCUCGUCAUAAACCUGCAGCGCUACCUCCGUCCCAACUUCGAUGACAGAGAUACUUCAACAAUGUUCCUCACAACCGUUGAAAACAGCGAGAAGACGCAUCGAGGUACCAUCCUCAAAUGUAGGGCUCCGGGGUCUACACAAGAUAUCGAAGUCGGGGGUGCGCCAAAAGCGGGCUUGACGGAAUGGUGUCAUAGAUACUGUGCUUCACCCCGAGCCCUUCGGAUUUUCCGGCUGCGGCGUGUGGUGACAGGGCUCGAUGAACAACACCUCAAGAAUAGGCUUGAGGGAAUCAUCAGAUCCACGAAUUAUCGUGGGAACAUUGCCAUCACCUUCCCUGUUGAAGACGAGCAUGUCGAUUUCUACACAAGCUCGAAAGUGAACACUUGGAGGCUCAAGACGUGGGUGUGUUGGAUCUUCUACUUGACCUUUUUGUGGAUCUUCAGCUGGCCGGUGCUGUUCUUUGCGACCAAGAGGUAUGCUGUCGUAAAGGCUGAGUGGCCAUUUUCGAAAGUUGAUAGUCAGAUGAUCAAGGAGUAUACGACGGUUAGUGAGGAGGAGUGGGUGAGUCAGUGGCAGGUGGCGAUUAGGAGGCUGGUGCUUGAUCGUUAUGAGGGCGAGGCGAGUGAGGAGAUGAUGAGGGGGGUCAUGGAGAGAGAUGCUGAUCCGCCUAUGCCGGGGACGAUUCGGACGGGGCAUGCAGGUGUGGAUGGCGCGGUAGGGUUUCUGAGUGAGGGCAUUAGGGUUGCGAGGGCACUUUCGGGGGGUGAGGGGCUAGGCAGCGGGAUGCAGGGUGGAUGGGGGUACGAUUCGUGA